Molecule: messenger RNA, 750 nt
Organism: Musca domestica (house fly)
Lineage: Eukaryota; Metazoa; Arthropoda; Insecta; Diptera; Muscidae
Product: adult-specific cuticular protein ACP-22
Exons: 2
Coding region: 33-602 (189 amino acids)
Cellular component (GO): extracellular matrix
Source: RefSeq, a predicted model, not a curated record
UUCCCAUUGGUCCUCAAGGAAGAAAAAUCAAAAUGCGUUGCUUUAUAUCAUUUAUUGCUUUGCUGGUUAUUGGUGUUACCCUUAUUGAGGCAGCUCCUCACGAUCAUGGCCAUGGCAAGGCUUCAAGUUAUGCCAUUGUAACCAAACAUGAAGACAGCCAUGGGGGACACCAUGGUCAUGGUUAUGACGAUCAUGGCUAUGGUCAUCAUUCCGAAUAUCAUGGACAUGUUGAACAUCAUGGUCAUGCUGGUGGUUAUGGUAGCGGUCAUCACGAUGACAGCCAUGAUUAUCAUAGCUAUCCUGAAUAUGAAUUCUCAUAUGGCGUUAAGGACUCAAAAACCGGUGAUGUCAAGGACCAAUGGGAAUCCAGAGAUGGCGAUAAAGUUAAGGGAAGCUACUCCCUGAAAGAAUCCGAUGGAACAACUCGUGUUGUGAACUACUCUUCCGAUAAGAAGAACGGUUUUGAGGCCACCGUUCAUAAAAUUGGUCAUGCCCACCAUGACGAACAAGGUCACCACGAUUAUGGUCAUCACGGACAUAGCGAAUACAGCCACUCUGGCCAUGGAAAAGCCACCAGUUAUGUAUCGGUAAAGAGUCAUUAGGUGGAAAUGAAUUUCAUUUAAUGUGGGAAAUCCAGAUAGGAUAAUUUGUCGACCAAGAGAUUGAAAUUUCAAAGAUGAAUUGAUGUCUCAGGGAUUAUUUUUAUUCACAUAAAUACAUUUAAUUGCAAAAAGUUAUCAAAUGGUAUUU